Megalobrama amblycephala (Wuchang bream) is the source of this 1655-nucleotide messenger RNA. RefSeq names its product farnesyl-diphosphate farnesyltransferase 1 (gene fdft1). The transcript is spliced from 8 exons. NCBI's taxonomy places the organism in Eukaryota, Metazoa, Chordata, Actinopteri, Cypriniformes, Xenocyprididae. Gene Ontology annotation, biological process: farnesyl diphosphate metabolic process; cholesterol biosynthetic process. The record is from RefSeq and is a predicted model, not a curated record. Gene Ontology annotation, cellular component: endoplasmic reticulum membrane. Bases 134 to 1387 code for a protein of 417 amino acids. Gene Ontology annotation, molecular function: squalene synthase [NAD(P)H] activity.
UGUGAGAGAGGGAUUGUCGCUGCGCAGUGGAGGUGAUGCUGUCCUGAUCUCUGUAGAGUUUGAAUGGAAAUAGUAGCGCGUGAAUUUCAGUUCACCUGCUAAGGAAAGCGUCCACUCAGACACAAGUGGGAAAAUGGACAUUCUCAAGUCUUUAGGACACCCGGAAGAAAUAAUCAACCUCUUUAAAUACAAAAUAGGAGGAUGUCGUUCUGUUAUGCCUAAACUGGAUUAUGACUCCAUGAGCGAAACCCUGCGGACCUGCUACGUGUAUCUGAACCAGACCAGCCGGAGCUUCGCGGCGGUGAUUCAGGCCCUGGAUGGAGAACUGCGGCAUGCUGUGUGUAUUUUCUACCUGGUUCUACGAGCCCUGGACACCGUAGAAGACGACAUGACCAUCCCGCUGGAGAAGAAGGUCCCGCUGCUGCACGACUUCCACACGUUCCUGUAUCAGCCCGAAUGGUGCUUCACAGAGAGCAGAGAGAAAGACCGACGGGUCCUGGAGGAUUUCCCCACGAUUUCAGUGGAGUUCAGGAACUUGGGCCAAGAGUAUCGGGACGUCAUUUCAGACAUCUGUCACCGGAUGGGAGUAGGAAUGGCUGAAUUCCUGGAGAAGAAAGUUGCUUCAAUGAAGGAGUGGGACAAAUACUGUCAUUACGUGGCGGGUCUGGUGGGGAUCGGACUGUCCCGACUCUUCUCAGCGUCCCAGUUGGAGGAUGUUGAGGUGGGCCGGGACACGGAGCUGGCCAACUCCAUGGGUCUGUUCCUCCAGAAGACCAACAUCAUCAGGGACUAUCUGGAGGACCAGCAGCAGGGACGGGCCUUCUGGCCGCAGGAGGCCUGGAGUCAGUUUGCGUCCCGUCUGGAGGAUUUGGCCCAGCCUCAGCACCUGAGCUCCGCCCUGUCCUGCCUCAACCUGCUGGUGACCGACGCCCUCCGCCACGUCCCUGAUGUCAUCGCGUACCUCUCCCGCCUCCGCAACCAGAGCGUCUUCAACUUCUGUGCCAUUCCUCAGGUGAUGGCGAUAGCGACUCUGUCUGCGUGCUACAACAAUCCUCAGGUGUUUCAGGGGGUGGUGAAGAUCCGGAAGGGUCAGGCGGUGACGCUCAUGAUGCAGGCCACAAACAUGGGCGCCGUUCAGAGCAUCAUUGCUCAGUACAGUCAGGAGAUCCUGCAGAAAGUCUCCGUCACGGAUCCGUCCCGGGAAAAGACUCUGUGUAUCCUGAAUCUCAUCUGUGAGAAGAGCCUGUCCGGAGCGGCGCUGUCGUCCCGAGCGCACCACAUCUCUCCGGUGUACGUGUCGGCGGCCAUGCUGCUGGCGGCCCUCAGCUGGCAGUACCUGAACGCCACGGCGGGACCACCAGGGGGCGCAGACAUGCAGGGACACUGAGACGCUUCCCUCCGAACGCCCGACGGCUGAACCUGCCAGAACAGGCUUGAGAAGGGCUCGGGAUUUUUAGGUUGUUUUUUUAUUUAGGUGAAUCUCACAAACACACACGUCCGGCUCAUGUUUCACCUCAUUUUUCUCAAGCGAGAAAAAAUAAGAAAUAAUAUUUUGCAUUAAGAAAAUUAAGCCUAUUAUGAUUUUUGACUUUGUAAAAUAUUUUUUUACACAAAUGAAAUUAAAUAAAACAUAUUUUAUUUAAAAAAAAAAAAAA